Cololabis saira (Pacific saury) is the source of this 2452-nucleotide messenger RNA. RefSeq names its product nuclear receptor 2C2-associated protein (gene nr2c2ap). Bases 80 to 505 code for a protein of 141 amino acids. The transcript is spliced from 5 exons. NCBI's taxonomy places the organism in Eukaryota, Metazoa, Chordata, Actinopteri, Beloniformes, Belonidae. The record is from RefSeq and is a predicted model, not a curated record.
GUAGCGUAAUGACGUCAUGUCGUAAAAAUAAACACACGAGUCCAACAUUUGACGGCAAUGUGCGAUUUAAAAAUGCGAUAUGGCUUCCUCGCUGAUUUGCGGCGAAACACAAAGCAGGGUGAGUUCGGUGUUAAACAGAGAUGUAAAGCAGUUUGGAAAGAAGUACAUGUUUGACUGCAAUGAGGAGACGUGCUGGAACUCAGACCAGGGUGAAUGUCAGUGGGUGUCACUGGAAUUCCCGGGGUCUGUAAAAGUGUCGGAGAUAAAGGUCCAGUUUCAGGGAGGCUUCUCGGCCAAAACAUGCAGAUUAGAAGGUUGUCCCAAAGAAGAAGACCUCAAAGUGCUCGACUGCUUUUACCCAGAAGACGACAACUCUCUGCAGAGCUUUCCCAUACAGGAGGCCAUUGCGGUGGACAAAGUAAAAAUAAUGUUUGAGAAUAGUGCUGACUUUUUUGGGAGAAUCAUAAUUUAUUCCUUGGAGGUCCUGGGGGAAAAAGCUUCGUGACCACCACGUUUUUUUUUCUUCCCCCUCUUCUCGUGAGAGGAAAUGACCUCUGGGUAAAGUAUAGGAUGGUGUGGUGACACUCUGAAACGCGUCAUCUGCGCUACCACCUUGCAAACUGAUGUGAACUUGGCCUUUUUUGGUAUGAAUGCAUUCAGAGAGAUGUCCCACAAUCUCACAACUAUCAAGUAUUUGCUGCAGUCAUUAAAGCUUUUGUACUCUGCUCUCCAUACCUAUAUUGUGCCUUUUUCAUUUAAACCAUAAUUUCAAUUAAAAUAUAUUUUGUUUAUUGUAAAACUUGUUUUUUUGUAAUUUAUGGUUUGGUUCCUGAAGCAAAUAAAAAUUCUUCUGCAGCACAACCGUCACAUUUUAGUUGUCCCGUCCAUGAUUUUUUUGUUUUAAAGGGGACCUAUUAUGAAAAACAAGUUUUUUUUCUUGUUUUAACAUAUAUAAAGUGGUCUCCCCUCAGCCUGCCAACUCAGAGAAGGAGGAAAGCAACCAAAUUCUGCGGUGUCUGUACAGCCGCCCGGAUGAGCCGUCCAGUCUGAUGGGACUUCUACGAGCCGUUCAGAUUCGGUGCAUUUUCGUUACGUAACCAAAAUGCAAACCACGCCCACAACUAAACACCGUGUCCUAACUGCAUGCGAGCGUCCGACUAUCGCGUCGCAUUGCGUGACAUCGGACGCUCUCUGUCCAUCUCCCUCCAGCCAGCUGCCACUUUAUUGAGGUUUUUGUAGUGAAAUGAGGAGGUAUCAUAGAGAUAACUUCUCAUUUCAACUAACUGGAUCAGCCGUUCCUCAUCCAUGACUGUUUCCUACAGCGCUUUCAACCGGCUUUCAGAGGCAGGAAGAAAAUAGAAGCGGGGGCAUCCGACAAAUGUUCAGCUCAAAACGGCGCGCCAGCUCGCGCUGUGCAGCGCUUUGUCGCUGCGGCCAGUUAGGACAGUCCAAUAGAAAAUAAAGCAAAUGGAUGGAUGGAAUUGAUUUUGUCGCUGAUGCUCACUCGCAUCGCAUGCAGUUAGUACACGGUAACUCCGCCGGCCGGCGGAGUUACGAGGUUAGAGAAUGGGAAGAUAAAGACAUGGCUUAGAGGCUGAAUUUCUAAUUUAUUUAGCAAAAACAAUCAAAAGCUUGUUUUUAAGACAUUCAAGGCCUGUUUAGUAGGUAUUAGAUGCCAUAAUAGGUCCCCUUUAAACAUACAAUGUCAGACAUACAAACAUAUGCAUUUAAAUGGAAUGAAAAUCUGAUCAAUUAGGAAAUGCAGUUUUGUAUGUAAAUGUUUCUACAUAUGGGCUGAACUGUCAUGUUGAAAAGUCAUAACAUUUGUCUUCAUCGCCAACAGCUGCUCGUGAAUCGGAGAUAAGAUGUGUCAGAAUGUCUUUUAUGGAUUAAGUUCAACAUGUGUCAUGUUGGUGGCUUGUAGAGUUUCAGGAUGUGGUCCUCCAAAACCUUCUGAACUGGGGGAGAAAAAAAAAAAGAAAAGUUAAUUCUGCAAAACAAUUUUACGGCACACUCUUAGAAAUAAAUUCCAGGUUAGAGUUUGGGCUCUGGUUCUGGAUAGAGAAUUUGAAAUAAUUUCAGAAAUAAGAGUGCUACUGAAAAUCUUCUAAGUCAUAAGCAGACAUCUCCAAGGAAAAAAACAAUAGACUAUCAUGUUAAAUACUUGCAAAGGAUGCUGGUUGUUCUGAGUUUUUUUUCUUCAACGCUAUAAAUGAUUUAUUCAAACUUGAGUGCUGACAAUAAUUGUGAAAGUGAUGUAUAGCGGGUAGAGGAACAUGAUACAUACUUUUUUUGUGUCCAAGGGCAACAGCUAAGGCCAUUGGACUGUACCCAGAGUCUGACUCAAUGGUCAUAUCUGCUCCUUUGGCUGAAAGAAAGCACCGACACAGGAGUUAAAGCAUUUAAACUGAAUGUACUUCAAUUUCUUCUGAUUAAUAAACAUUUUACACAC